Messenger RNA from Hydractinia symbiolongicarpus, 3107 nucleotides. Its product is annotated as ankycorbin-like. NCBI's taxonomy places the organism in Eukaryota, Metazoa, Cnidaria, Hydrozoa, Anthoathecata, Hydractiniidae. Bases 573 to 2750 code for a protein of 725 amino acids. Gene Ontology annotation, cellular component: ciliary inversin compartment. The transcript is spliced from 24 exons. Gene Ontology annotation, molecular function: protein binding. Gene Ontology annotation, biological process: protein localization to ciliary inversin compartment. The record is from RefSeq and is a predicted model, not a curated record.
UUCUUAAGUAGAUAUUUAAUUCUUAAAUCAACUUACUGUAUCACCUGAUCUGUCGGCGAUGAAUUGCUGGCACUGAGAAAGUCAAUAAAAACUUUACUAACAAUAUUCUACCCUCUCGGUAAAAAUGGUGAGAAAAACAUCACACAAGCUGAGAUAAGUUCAAAUCGGUCUGUUUAUUUAGAAGCAGUAUUUUUGUAAGUGCCUAGCUAGCUAACUAUUGCAUUUUUUGAACGUUUUUCGUGGUAAGGUUGUUCGUAUAUUGUGGAAGGUUUUUUUAUGUAUUUUUUUAUGUCGUUGUUAUACUGAAUUUUUAUCUUUGCUUAUUUAUGCUUUUUUGUUUAUUUUUAUUUUUAUUUAUUUCAUAUUUUAUUUCCACGUUUUGAACUACUGUUUGACCUGUUUCAUAACAAAGCAUACUGCCAUUAUACUUUGCCGGCUCUUUUCUCUUUCCAUUUAUCUUCACAAUGAAGGAGAAUUAUUUGUUGAAACAUCAUAUGACCAUGUAAUUAAAGCUCGCUAAUUAAUCAUUAGCAUUAAUUACAUCCUGAUUUUAAUUGUAGCAGAAGUUUUUAAUGCUUCUCUGUUUGACAAAUCAAGAUAUUUACACUGUUCGUGAGACGGUAACGGCCAUGAAUACAUCAACAAAGUUGUCUCGUUCAACUCAAUUUUUAAAUAAACGAGCAGACCGCCUCGGUUUUACAAUGAGUAUGAAAAGAUUGAAGGGAAAGUUUCGGCUGAGCAGUUCAUCGUCUGUUACAUCACAAGUGUCCAUAGAUGAAUGGUCAAAAUACGAUGAGAGACUGUUGGACUGUGUUGCCCGUGAGGAUAUACCAAAAUUAAAGGAGACGCUCAAAAAGAAAGGAGUUUCUCCUAUUAAACUUAGUCGAGAUGGUCAAACAGCCAUGCACAAAGCUGUUAAGAAAAGUAUGAUCGCAGCUAUUGAGUGUAUGUUGAUGGAGCAGCCAGAUCUAUCCACAACAGAUAUUCAAGGACGCACAGUGUAUCAUAUUGCAGCCAUAAAUGGAGACACUAUCGUUUUAAAAAAAUUACUCGACUUUAGUCGAUGGAAUUUAGAGAUUAAAGACGCAUGCGACAUGACGGCGCUUCAUUACGCUGUGCGCAGCGGCGAGACUGCGUGCGUGAAGCUGCUUAUCGAUAACAACUGUCCUGCAAAUGCACAGGAUGGUGAAGGGAGGACAUCGUUAUUAAUGUCACUUCUAGAAGGACAUGACAAAAUCGCAGUGACGCUUAUCCUUCAUGGAGUAGAUGUCAAUAUUUGUGACAAUAAAAACAGGUCUUGUCUCAUGAUUGCCUGUGCACAAGGAAUGUGCCAAGUAGCCGCUCUGCUCCUUUCGAAAGGCGCCGAGACUGAAGUGCAAGACAAGACAGGGAAAACAGUGUUACAAAUUGCACAGGAAGCUGGACAGACAGACAUAGUUAAUAUUUUGCAGAAUGGACGUGACGAGUUAGAAAUUAGUGGUGAUUCUGGUAUGGUGAAUACCGAAGAUGUAGAAGACAACAUUGAAAAAGAUGAACACGAAGAAAAUGACGACAUUGCACCCAUCGAGAAAAGAAUGACCAGGAACUCGUCAUCUAGUUCGACCAAACGAAAUUCCGCGUUGCGACACGACGAUAAUAGUCUGACGACGUCUAUAAUAGAGUCUUUAAUGGGCUUCGAUGUAGGUAGUGAUACGAUAAGUGAAGUGAGUGCCACCGAGGAUCAGCUUCACAUGAAGAUUGAAGAUGAGCGAAAGGAACUGGAAAUAAAGUUAAGCAAACAGAAUAGGAGAGUAGAAGAGCUAGAAUCAGAGAUGACAUCAGUAAGGAAUAAAUUAAAAUGGGAAACAGAACUGCGAUUCGCUGCGGAGAAAGAAGUAUUGGAGUUGAAAUCACAAAUCGAAUUGUUGCAAGAGAGUAGAACCAGAAGUUCACAUAACGACGAAUUGAAAGUAACUUUUGGUAGCGACGAAUAUUUAUCUGGGGAUAAUACUGUAAAAGAUAAUGGUGGAGAUGCUAAUCACGACGAUGAUAGAGAUGGUGAUGACAAUAAUAAUGGAGAUGCUGAUGACAUUGAUAAUGGAGAUUUUGAUCAGAAGGAUGGAGAAAUUAAGAAUGAGCAACCAGAGGAAGAAGAGACUAACUCAGAUUGUGAAAGCUAUGGACAACAGGGUGCCCAUAGCGACAGUGACGAAAGUGUUAGUAAGGAAACCGGCUACCGUAAGAAAAGCUUAGGUACAGCGAAGCAACAUAUUGAUAUGCUCGAAGAACACAUUUUAAGUUUAGAAGAAGACCUACUUAACAAAGACAACGAAAUAUGUGGACUGGAAACUAAAUUAAAGAAUACGAAAGAAUUAGUUGAUUUGAAUAACAAUACCACGGUCUCUCUUGAAGUGUAUAACCAGUUAAGGGCUGAUAACAAGAACGAGAGAAACUCAUUCAAGGAAGAAAUAAAAACAUUAGAAAAUAAAAUAUCGAAACUUGAGGAAGCGGACCGUCAAAUGAAAGAAAAAAAAGUUGCUUUGGAAACAAGGUUACAGUCAGAAGAAAAUAUGUCGAAAGAGCUCAAUGAAAAAAUGCUGAUCAUGCAAAUUGAAAUGAACAAUUUGAAGAAGGAACUCGAGGAAUGUCAAAUUUCGUACGAACAAACGAUCGAAUGUUAUCGUGCCAACAUGGUAGCACUACAUCAGGAUUCUCUUGAUGCAACAUUAAAAGAAGUGCUUGUGAGAAUAGUAAGACUUCGAUCUGGCUAAAUCAUCUGCGGUAGAGAAUUAUAGAAAACCUCUACGAGAGAGGGUGAAGUAUUACCUAUACAAAGAAUGGCGCCAUCAAAUGAUGUAUGUUCAAUAUCACAGAAUGAGAACUGUCGUAUGCGCGUGCGCACACGACAGGCCUGCUUUCGACCUGCAAUUAGCGCCACAGAGCUCCCUCAUAUCUUAAAAGUUGUUAAUAACCGUUAUUAAAAAUACAAAAAUAAACUGUGAUUCUUUACAAACUAAAUAUCACGAUAAUUUAUUAUAAUUUAUGAAGAGGGGUAGAUUUUUUUUGUGUUUUUAUAGAAAUGUACAAAGCUUUAUAUAUCAUUUUGUUUUACAAUUACUUUUCCUUCU